This is a messenger RNA of Copidosoma floridanum, 720 nucleotides long. It is a transcript of the gene mRpL43, whose product is annotated as mitochondrial ribosomal protein L43. The record is from RefSeq and is a predicted model, not a curated record. Gene Ontology annotation, molecular function: structural constituent of ribosome. Gene Ontology annotation, cellular component: mitochondrial large ribosomal subunit. NCBI's taxonomy places the organism in Eukaryota, Metazoa, Arthropoda, Insecta, Hymenoptera, Encyrtidae. Gene Ontology annotation, biological process: mitochondrial translation.
AAGAUUAGCUAGCAUAACAUUAAAAGGUCAGUUCAAGUGCCCAAAAAUGUCUUAUAGUCAGCUGGGUAUGAAGUCUGGUUUUGUCCGGGCUAAUAUUUGUAACGGCAUUGGUCGCUACAUAGGUCAGCUGCAGCGGGUUACCAUAAAAUUCUGCAAGAAUCACGGCUCCAGUCGGGGCGUACGUGAUUUUAUAGAACAUGAUGUAAUCAACUAUGCCAAAGAAAAUCCAGGAGUUGCAGUUUAUGUUAAGCCGAGAAGACACAGAGCUCCUAUUAUCAAAGCUGAAUAUCUUGGUGGAGAUGUUCACUGGAUCCCUUGCCAAGGAUUUUCACAUGAAAAUAUAAUCAAAUACAUGGAACUUGUGAAGACUCAAUCGAAAAAUGGUUCUGACAUAAGAUUGCGCAAGUUUUGGCAUACAGAGUUUCCAUCUAUCCAAGGACCAUGGACACCAUUUACCUUCAGGAAUCCAAAAUUGAAUAUUACUGAAAUCUCGUCUGAUGAAUUUAGAACGUGUAACAAAACAGGCGAAACAGCUUCGGAAGAAAUUGUUAAAUUGUUUAUAGAACAGCAGCUCAAUGAUAAAACAGCAAAAAAACUACCCAAACAAACAGCUCAAAAUUAAACUGUUUCCCUUUGUUUUAAAUGUAUUUUUUUGGACUCUUAAUAAAAUAUACAUUAAAACUAACAGUCUCUUUAUUUUAUAUUUGCCAGUUAGUACAA